This is a messenger RNA of Oenanthe melanoleuca, 1381 nucleotides long. It is a transcript of the gene KHDRBS1, whose product is annotated as KH RNA binding domain containing, signal transduction associated 1. Gene Ontology annotation, biological process: regulation of alternative mRNA splicing, via spliceosome. Lineage: Eukaryota; Metazoa; Chordata; Aves; Passeriformes; Muscicapidae. The record is from RefSeq and is a predicted model, not a curated record. Bases 92 to 1372 code for a protein of 426 amino acids. The transcript is spliced from 9 exons. Gene Ontology annotation, molecular function: mRNA binding; poly(A) binding. Gene Ontology annotation, cellular component: nucleus.
CGGCCCCGGGCGCUGCGCGGGCGGUGUGGCCGCAGCGCUCCCGCCGCCGCUCCCGGCUCGGCCCGGCCUCCCUUUCCCCCGGCACCGCCUCAUGCAGCGUCGCGACGACCCGACCGGCCGCUUGUCGCGAGGGCAGGGCCCCGGAGGCCGCGCGCCGCCGCCGCCGCCGCCGCCGCCGCCGCGCCGGCCGCCCCGUGGCGGAGGAAGCCGCGGAGCCGUCUGCGGGGCGCAGCCGCCGCCGCCCGGUGUGGGCCCGAGCGCUGUGAUCUCAGGGAGCCCCGCCGCUUCGGUGCAGAUGGUUGGAGGCAAGAUGGAGCCUGAGAAUAAAUACCUGCCCGAGUUGAUGGCCGAGAAGGAUAGUCUGGACCCGUCCUUCACGCACGCCAUGCAGCUGCUCACCGCAGAAAUUGAAAAAAUCCAGAAGGGUGAGCCAACAAAGAAGGAUGAGGAAGAAAAUUACCUGGAUUUAUUUUCUCACAAGAACAUGAAGCUGAAAGAACGAGUUCUGAUCCCUGUCAAACAAUACCCCAAGUUCAACUUUGUUGGGAAGAUUUUGGGACCCCAAGGAAACACCAUUAAGAGACUCCAGGAAGAAACUGGUGCCAAAAUUUCUGUUCUGGGGAAAGGUUCCAUGAGAGAUAAAGCCAAGGAGGAGGAGCUGCGCAAAGGGGGGGACCCCAAGUACGCUCACCUGAACAUGGAGCUGCACGUGUUCAUCGAGGUGUUUGGGCCCCCCUGCGAGGCCUACGGGCUCAUGGCCCACGCCAUGGAGGAGGUCAAGAAAUUCCUGGUCCCUGAUAUGAUGGAUGAUAUCUGCCAGGAGCAGUUUUUGGAGCUCUCUUAUCUCAACGGGGUCCCAGAGCCCAACCGUGGCCGAGGGGUCCCCGGGCGGGGCCGGGGGGCAGCUCCCCCUCCACCUGUGCCAAGGGGCCGUGGGGUCGUUCCCCCUCCUCCCCCCCGGGGUGCCCUGGUCAGGGGAGCCCCCGUGCGGGGGGCCCUGGCCCGGGGGGCCGCCCUGGCCCGGGGGGUGCCCCCUCCCCCCCCUCCCCCCACGGUCAGAGGGGCUCCUGCCCCCCGGGCACGGGCAGCUGGAAUGCAGAGGAUCCCCCUGCCCCCGCCCCCUGUGCCGGAGAGCUACGAGGAAUAUGGCUACGAUGACACCUAUGCAGAGCAGAGCUAUGAGGGCUAUGAGGGCUACUACAGCCAGGGCCAGGGGGAUACAGAAUAUUAUGAUUAUGGACAUGGGGAGGCACAGGAAACUUAUGAAGGUUAUGGCCAAGAUGACUGGAAUGGAACCAGGCCCUCCCUGAAGGCUCCUACAGCCAGGCCAGUCAAGGGGGGCUACAGAGAGCACCCCUAUGGACGCUACUAAACCCCAAAA